Messenger RNA from Prorocentrum cordatum, 2811 nucleotides. The record is from the annotation of a GenBank genome assembly. NCBI's taxonomy places the organism in Eukaryota, Dinophyceae, Prorocentrales, Prorocentraceae.
CAAGUCAGACCGCAUACUCCCUUUAUCCUUUUCUGUAAGAUCCUCGCCGGUGCCAUUGUCCUCUUAUCCCCCUGCUUGACCGUCACAAGCUGGGUCGUUUUCGGGACACUCUUGGACCGCGUCGUUCUGUCACUCAGUGCAACUAAAGGAAGAUGAGGAAUGUAUGGGCUACGCGGGGGAAGUGAAUUGGGAAUCGGGAGCAGGAAGGAGCAGCCGAAGGGUGAGAGGAGCGUGAUAGUCAGGGAGAGGGAAGUGAAGGGGUUAGGACACUCCAAGCUGGCCGCUGUGGGUCAAGGGGGUGUUCGAUGGAUUCAGGCGGACGGCUCUGAAGGGCAAUCCUGCUCGUCCACUCCUUCAUCCCACUCCUUCAACAACUCCUCUUCCUUCCUUCGCCCUCUCCCUCCUCGUGCCCAUCCUUGUCCUCCGCCCUCCUUCUUCCCUCCUUCCUGCCUCUGGCCUCUGUCAUCGUUCCUUCUUGCUCCUUCCUUCAUCCCUCCCCCCUCCUCUCUCCUUCUUCUUCUUCUUCUAUCCUCCCUACUGUCUCCUCCGUCCUUUCUCCCUCCUUCCUUUCAUUGUGCUUCUCACCCCUCGCACUUUUACUCCCUCAUCCUCCCUCUUGCAUCCUCGUCGUCAGGACUGCAAACUAUACGAGGGGCCUGCAGGCAGAACCGCAAAGGGCUUGCCAGUAGAGCCGUUCGUUCUCGGCGACGGACACUUCGCGACCGCGCCGCAUUGCGGUCUUAGGUUGGGGCCCCCUCGGGGAGGAGGAGCAAGAGGAGGAGGGGUGCGACCGGGAAAAGGUGGGUGCCCUUAGACAGUUACAGAAACCCGACGAGGCAGACGUUGGCAUUCUUCCACGCCGCAACGUGCACACCCAGAACGAAACAAUCUACAGCGCGAGGCCGCAUACAUUCGUCUUCAUACUGAGAUCUCUUGGCCCUAGUCCCCAGUCCGUUUGCAUCAUGCUUGUUCAUAUCUUUCUCUCUUUCUCUGUGUCUCCGUCUCUGUCUGUCGGUUUGCCUGCCUGUCUGUCUGUCUGUCUGUCUGUCUGUCUGUCUGUCCGUCCGUCCGUCUGUCUGUCUGUCUGUGCGUCCGUCUGUCUGUCUGUCUGUCUGUCUGUCUCCCUCUGUCUCUCUCUUUCCCUCUCCCUCUCCCUCCACCAUCCUCUCCUUCUCCCUCUUCCUCUCCCUCUCCCUCUGUCUCUGUCUCUCUCACACCCUCUUUUUCUGUUCGUCCUUUUUGUUUAUAUCUCUCUACAUCUCUCUGGCUCUCUCUAUACACACGUAUUUAUGAGACCGCCAACCAGGAGAUCAUAGACCAGACUCAGCUGGGCGCCAUGCAGAAGUCAGGCGAAGCCUCUGACGCGGGGUCUGGGGGCGGAGACGCGGGCGACUUCUGCGGCUUCGUCAACGGCCGGGCUAAGGACUCGCAGCUCUAUGUGGGGGUGUCGUCGAUGGCCUCGGUCUGCGCGGGCAUCUGCCAGCUGGCCGGCGUCGACGUGCUCUCGCGCACCCGGGUGGCCGACGUGCAGUUCCAGUCCGCCAGCAAGUCCUGGGACCUCGCGUGCCAGAGCGAGGGCGGCGACGGUGGCGCGGACCCGCACAUGUUUGGCUUCGACGCUGUGGUGUUUGCCGUUCACAACCCCGCGUUCGGGGCCGCAGCAGUGCAGCGACUCGCCGCGGAGGCGCGCGACGAGGAGAUCCGGGCGCGGCUGUCGAGGCUCGCCGCGGCGCUGCAGGACCUGCGCGACACGCAGAAGGGCCCGCUGCUGCCGCUCAGAGCGCGGUUCCCAGCUGGGUCGCUGUCCGCGCAGGUCCCGUUCGAUGCGGCGACGUGCCCCACGUCUCCGGACAUACAGUUCAUCUGCAGACACGGCUCGCUCCCCCCCGGCGACGCCACGGGUGAGGAGAUGUGGACGGCGGUGCCGACGACGCGCCUCUCCCGCGAGCUGCUGCAGCGGGGCCUGGACGAGCGGGGGCAGUGCGAGGAGCUGCACCAGCGCCUCUCCGGGCUGCUGGGGUCCUUCUUCCGAGACGGCGGCGGCGGCAUGCCAGCGCCGACCCGCUUGUCUGUGAAGAGGUGGGGUGCCGGGCUCACCCUGAGGCCCCUGGGCCUCAGGGAGCCCUGCGUCGGCCUGGAGCCGUGGCGGCUGGGCAUCUGCGGCGACUUUCUGCAGGCGGCGCCCGGCGGGGGGCCCCUGGAGGCGGCGGCUCUGAGCGGCUACCAGAUGGGCGACCGCGUUGCGAGCUGGUUCGCCGCUUGAUGCCAAAGGGGCCAGGCGGGAAGAAAUUGGGAUGACAAUUGGAUGCUGGCGGGCUAUGGCGGACUAUGACGGCGGCCUCCUCUCGCCCGGCCCCCCCCGCGCUUUAGGUCCUAGCGCCCCGAGUGACUUCUGGGCUGCUGAGGCCCGGACCAGACCGGGAAUGUAGAGUUUCUAUGACGGCGACGUCGCCACGUUGCUCUCUCUGGCGUCAGCGCCGCGGUGGUCAGAUGGGCGACACCGGUUGGUUCGCCGUCUUCAAUCGAUCGUCCUGGGGCAUAGCUUGCACCCAACAGCUUGUUUCCCGCUGACAUCGUGUUAACUUCCCAACAAAUUCAGUCAAUGCCGAAUACGGGGUCGUCGGGUGAAUUAUGGUAUUAACACCGCUUCCAUUGUGAAGGCUUGCGUGCCGCGUGAUACCUGUGCGACCCACGCAGGGAAUUUCAGCCUCUCCUUGUCAGGGUGCCGCUGGCCCGCCUUCCUGUCUUUUCAACGGGUUUUCGACUCGCUGCCGCAUCGGUGAGCGGGCAUCGCGUCAGCAUCGUGUGGCC